AUGCUGCAUUUGUGGUUUUCCCUUCUAUCCGGGCUAUACUGCUUUGUUGGACAUGUGCGUUUUUGCCGAGCAGAAGAGGGUCUGGAGUUCCCGAACUUUGAUGGCAAAGACCGAGUGCUGGAUAUCAAUGAACGCAACUACAAGAAGGCUCUGAGACGGUUUGAUCUGCUGUGCCUCUUCUACCACGAGCCCGUACCCAACCACAAGGGCCUACAGAAGCGCUUUCAGAUGACAGAGCUGGUCCUGGAGCUCACGGCUCAGGUCUUGGAAAACAAAGACAUCGGUUUUGGGAUGGUGGACGCUCAGAAGGAUUUCAAAGUGGCACAGAGACUAGGGCUGGGAGAAGUGGGCAUAUUGUACGUUUUCAAAGAUGAUCGGAUUCUGGAGUUUGACGGGGAGCUCUCUGCGGAUACCUUGGUGGAGUUUUUGUUAGAUGUGCUGGAGGACCCUGUGGAAAUGAUCAAUAAUGCCAUGGAGAUAAGAGCCUUCGAGAGAAUGGAAGAAGAUAUCCGUCUAAUUGGCUUUUUCAAGGGAGAGGACUCAUAUUUCAAAGCAUUCAAAGAAGCCUCGGAGCGAUUCCAACCCUACAUCAAGUUCUUUGCGACUUUCGACAAAUCUGUGGCCAAGCAGCUCUCCCUCAAGAUGAACGAGGUGAAUUUCUACGAGCCGUUUAUGGAGGAACCCGCCAUUCUGCCCGGACGCCCGCUCACAGAGAUGGACAUUGUGGAGUUUGUCAGUCAACACAGGAGGGCGACCUUGAGGAAACUCCGGGCUGAGAAUAUGUUUGAGACUUGGGAGGAUGACAUGGACGGGAUUCAUAUAGUUGCCUUUGCAGAAGAAGAGGAUCCAGAUGGGUAUGAGUUUUUGGAGAUUCUGAAGGACGUGGCCCGAGACAACACCAACAACCCAGAUUUAAGCAUCGUUUGGAUCGACCCGGACGACUUCCCGCUGCUGACCACUUACUGGGAGAAAACCUUCAACUUGGACCUCUUCAGACCGCAGAUUGGAGUUGUCAACGUCACAGAUGCGGACAGCGUGUGGUUGGACAUGACCAGCGACGAGGAGCUCCCCACGGCGGAGCAGCUGGAGGACUGGAUCGAGGACGUCCUGAGUGGGAGGGUGAACACUGAAGAUGACGACAGCUUUGGAGACGACGAAGAGGAGGAGGAGCAUCGAGGCCACGAUACAGAGGACAGAGACGAGAUGAGGAGGCCAUACCAAGAAGAUGAAGAUGAAGAUGAGAUGGUAUAG
Messenger RNA from Knipowitschia caucasica, 1251 nucleotides. NCBI's taxonomy places the organism in Eukaryota, Metazoa, Chordata, Actinopteri, Gobiiformes, Gobiidae. The record is from the annotation of a GenBank genome assembly.